AUCAAAGAGGUCAACACUUGGACAGAUGACAGACCCGUUGAAGGGAGAGGUUAUUUGUAUGUUUAGUUUUGGCUUUACGCUGGCUUUAUAAUUUUCAAAAGUAUGAAGGGGACAGUUUAAUUUAUUUCAACAAUAUGGGGUGUCUGGUAUGCAAAAGAACAGGGUGCAAGACUUUUUCCCUAAACUUGUGUUGUGGUGAUAGUUCAAGAACGAUAAGGGAGUACUUUAUCGAGUUUGUGGGAGACUCAAUUGCAGGGUACUUAGAUGACACUAAAGGUGUUUGUAAAAUUUGUCAACACAUGCUUACUGAAACGGUCAAACUUAAACUUGAAAUGAUACGGGCGAUUGGACUAACAGCUGAUCUGAAAUAUGUUCCCAAGCUAGGGAAGUAUUGGGCCUUCUGCAGCAAGUAUGAGAAUUACAACACGGUCGAAUUCAACUACAAUACASCUGAACCAAGAUCUAGGGAUCCAACUCCCAUUAUGUCGGCUACCCGUACCAAAAUGUAUAAUGCCCCUGUCGAACAGAUAUCCGCAACCAGAGAGGGCUUGAAGACUGACCUGAGAAACGACUUUUCAGAUGGACUAAACAAAACUGGCCUAAAAACAGGACAAAUAAGCAGACCAAAGUCCUCAAUACUAGAUGAAAUGAAACAAGAUAUGAAGGAACGAACACAAAGGGGGCAUAGCGAGCCGCAAGAUAGGUCUAUGAGUGUGGCCAGCAAUAUGAGCGUUCUUAGUUCCGCUAGUAACGUAAUAGAGUGCGACACAUUCAACGACCAGCUGGCAGCGACCUAUCGCGAAGAACUCCGAAAAACAUGCAAGUGCCCAUAUGAAGAAUGUAAAGGUUUGGAUUUAAAGGAAAGUUAUUUUAGAUAUACGAGCCACAUGAUUGAAGAACAUAACGCUAAACCAUAUUUUAAGUGCGACGCCUGCGAUUUUGAGUACUUUAAGAAAGAACAUCUGAAAAUACAUUCACUAAGACACGAUGUAUUCCCAGUGUUAUGCGGAAUUUGUGGAAAUCACACACCAAACGUUUCUGCCUAUCAGCUGCACGCGGAUAAGCACCUUGCCUCAUCAUUCAAGUGCAUUGUCUGUGAUAUGGCGUUUUGCACCAAAAAGGAAUGUAAUAAACACAUUUUUAGCAACCACAGACAAAGACGACGCAUAUUUUUACGGCGGAAAGCAUCUCAGCCUUUGGAAUCCAUUAUUUUAAAACAAAUCGACCAUAAAAAACCAAAUUUGCUUCUUGGAACGACGAUAGCCCCAUGUGUAGAGCCUGUAAAUAACAAGAAAUGUCGAGAAAUGAAGAUAACCUGCAACGAACCUGAGCAAUUUAAGGAAAAAUCGUUUCGAGAACUGGAUUUUCUUCAGAGGCAUCCACCUGCUGAAUGGGAUCCAGAUGCGUUUAGUUUAGGAGACAAUGUGUUUCAGAGCGGAAAUCUAGAUAAAAGGAUAAAAGCGGAAUUGGCAAAGUCAGGCAAAAUGAGUGAUUUAUACGAUAAGGUUUCAAACAGACCAAAUACCGCGCGGGAUAAAAGUGGCCGCACCACUCCGUUUCAAAGAUCAGAAACUCCUUUUAGCGAGGAUUUGGAUAUGCCUCCGUGUGCCGGAAUUAACAAUUAUUAUAAAACAAGUAGGGAUUUGGAGUCGAGAAACACUGAAGUUGCAAAGUACAUGAAUGGAGACGAGGAUUCAGACGCCAAUAGUGAGACGCAAGAAGUACAGAGCGAUUUGGAAAGCGAAAAUCAGUAUUUAGAUGGAAAUACGUUUCUAUCAUCGAUCCCCUCACCCUACAGUCGCAUAGAUAAAAGUUAAGUUUGCAGCGUAUUCGACUCGCAGAGUUACCGAAGUAAUUAACACAAAUCUUGAUUGGUGGGGUACAUAGAUUAGGAAACUGCGGUUUCAUUCAGAGACCAAAAACCAUUCAACUAACAAGUUCUUUACAAAAACAGGCAAGUCGAAUACGCUAAAAUAAAAAAUAAAUAUUUCCCUCACAAAUUUAUUGAUCAAAGUUUUGUCUUAUGGUGAUAUUUAAGUCGGGCAAAUGUAGGUAGCACACCAGUGAAAAAAAAACAAGUGCCUCGAUUGAAAUUUCAACAAAAGCAAAGAUAGAUAAAUAUGUAAGUAUUGGGUAUAAUUUUACUGAAUUAAUAUAUGCACAUUAAGUUAGUAGGUAAGAGUUUAACUGUUUGUUUAUCUAAUCAGAACUGAGGGCCAUCCCUUUGCUGACUUAUUUUUUGUGUUUGGCAUGUGUAAGAUUGUAAAUCUGUAUGUUAACAAAACAGUGCAAGGGUUUCUUUUCAAUAAGAAUACGAACGUUUUAAAGACACAUAAUUUAAAUAUUUUUUAUCAAACUUGAAAUUAAUAAUAAAUAUAAACUUAAAAAUGAAUAGCUUAAUUUUGAAGACUUAAUAAGAACCAUUAGAUUUGAUCAAUUGAAUAUGUAAGAAAUUGUUAAUUUGCAUUAUUAUAUUUAAAACAAUUGUAAAAUACAAUUUGUAUUUAAGUUCUUCUUGUUUGAAACUGAUAUUUUUUAGCUCAUUCGCAGUGUGAAACAUAAUUGAUCAAUUUCGUAGCCAGUAAGCCAAACAAUUCUUUGUAAAGUAAAUGCCACUGUUAACCAAAGUUUUAGGAUUAUUUAAUCUUGGAAUUGUUUUGUAUCAUCUGUUAAAAAACCGAAUAUCUUGUGUAUUUUAUUUACUGUUUCAUCUACUUUAAUAAAAAACCAUUUCUGGAUGUUCUAAUGGAAAUGGCUAAUAGUCAUUAAA
Messenger RNA from Dendroctonus ponderosae (mountain pine beetle), 2770 nucleotides. RefSeq names its product zinc finger and SCAN domain-containing protein 12. The record is from RefSeq and is a predicted model, not a curated record. Bases 135 to 1817 code for a protein of 560 amino acids. The transcript has 11 exons. Lineage: Eukaryota; Metazoa; Arthropoda; Insecta; Coleoptera; Curculionidae.